Molecule: messenger RNA, 993 nt
Organism: Pogona vitticeps (central bearded dragon)
Lineage: Eukaryota; Metazoa; Chordata; Lepidosauria; Squamata; Agamidae
Source: RefSeq, a predicted model, not a curated record
AUGGACACUGAAUCUGAAUCAAAAUGUUUUAACAUCAACUCUUCCAAGUUCUCAAAGCUGGUGGAGACUGAGGGAGUUCCUUUGCCCAGUAAAACUGCAGAGAGGUGGGAUCAAAUCCAAGACUUCAAAGCUCGGUCUGAUGACCUCCUCAUCUGCACAUAUCCCAAAGCAGGGACUACUUGGAUUCAAGAAAUUGUGGACAUGAUACAUCAUGGCGGCGACCCGUGGAAGUGUGACAAGGUCCCUAUCUAUCAACGGUGCCCCUUCAUAGAGCUAUUUCUUCCAGAACCCAUUUUCACAGGCUUGGAACUGGCUGACAGAAUGUCCUCCCCACGUUUGCUGAAAACCCACCUUCCAGUUCAUCUUCUGCCACAUUCCUUUUGGGAACAAAAAUGCAAGAUCAUCUAUCUAGCCAGGAACAUCAAGGACAAUGCAGUUUCCUACUUCCACUUUUGUCGCAUGAACCAGCUUACAACAGACCCUGGAGAGUGGAACCAUUUCCUGGAGGAUUUCAUUGCAGGGAAGUGUAUCUAUGGCUCAUGGUCUGACCAUGUUUCUGGUUGGUGGAAAGCUAAGGACCGUCACCCAAUUCUUUACCUUUUUUACGAAGACAUGAAAGAGGAACCAGCCCGGGAAAUCAGAAAAGUAGCCGAAUUCCUGGGCCUUGAGUUCUCAGAAUCUGUUUUGAACCAGAUUGUGCUACACACAGAAUUUUGCAGCAUGAAAGUGAACCCAAUGACAAAUUACACCACACUGCCGCCUUCUAUUUUGGACCAAAGUGUAUCACCCUACUUGAGGAAAGGAAUUGUAGGAGAUUGGAAGGAAUACUUCACAGUAGCUCAAAGUGAAAAACUGGAUGGCAUCUGUGCCAAGAAGCUGGGAAUUGUAGGAGAUUGGAAGGAAUACUUCACAGUAGCUCAAAGUGAAAAACUGGAUGGCAUCUGUGCCAAGAAGCUGGGAAGCAGUGGACUGAUUUUCCGCACUCAGCUGUAA